UAGUAUCUCGUCUGUGGUUAUGAUAAAAGAUUGAAUGUAGAUGUUUGGUAUAUACCUUGUCCAGUUUAAGAUAUUUUGCUUCAUCGUGUAAAGAAGAUGAAUCGUCAUCCAAAUACUGAUUACAAAAAUCGCAAUGAGCCGCAAGUCGAAUUAGAAAGUCAAUAUAUUCUUCGUCUGCCACCGGAACCUGCUAGAGUACUUAAGGAAACAUUGAAUAACGGUCUUUCUUUAAAAGAUAGACUAACUAUUAAGUUAGAAAAUGACCUGCGUUACGGUGAGGUUAGGUUAGACCAUUGGUUACUCCAUGCUAAGGUAGUGGAUUUACCAACAAUUGUAGAAUCUUUAAAAACUAUUGAUAACAAGAGCUUUUAUAAGACUGCUGAUAUAUGUCAAAUGGUGAUAUGUAAAGAGGAAGAUGAUCAUACUGCAACAGAUGAAGAAUCACCUGUUAAGCAAAAAAAGAAAGAUCCAAAUAAGGUUGACAAAAAGUUCCUCUGGCCUCAUGGUAUAACACCAUCCACUAAAAAUGUAAGGCGCAGAAGAUUUAGGAAAACUUUGAAGAAAAAAUAUGUAGAAGCACCAGAAAUUGAAAAGGAAGUUAAGCGUUUGUUACGAGUGGAUAAUGAAGCAGUUAAUGUUAAAUGGGAAGUAAUAUGUGAAGAUGAGGACCAGACAAAACCAAGCAAAGUAUCGUCGUCUGGUACAGUUAAAACCAAACGGGACAGUGUCAAUGGAAAUAUGUCUCAAAGUCUGGAUGUUGCUGAACAUGAUAUAUUUGGUGAACCUGUAAGCGACAGUGAAGACGAUGAUGAAGAGGCAAACAUAAAUGUAAUGGAAGAUGAGAACAGCCAUCUCUCAGCAGAUAGCAGAAUUUCAGAUUCCAAUUCUAUGCAAGCACCAUAUUCCGAAAGAUCAAAUAAUAAUGCGACAACGAGUAACGGAUUAGUAACCGAGUUUAGCAAAGAGAUGUUCCAAAAUGAUAAUAAUGGUGAUGCAGAAACUGAAAAACAACAGGAAGAAGCUAGUACAUCCAAAGUAUCAAAAUUAGAUCAAUUUCAUUCGGAAUAUAUUAUUUCUGAUAAUUAUACAGAAUCACCAUCAGUGUCUGUGUCUAAAGAUUCCCUGCAGACGCGUCUCGCAACUCUUCAUGCGGAACUGGCAGAGUUGCGACAGAGAAGACAACAACAAGAGAUUGAGAUAGCUAAUAUAGAGAAUAUUAAAUUAAGACAGAGAUUCCAAGAGAUUUUAGAUAAUUUACUAACUCAAGAAAUGCAGAAAGUGCAAGAGAUACAAGAUCUAGAACUGGAAUAGAAUAUGCAAAGAAUAUAAGAAUAUAAUAGUAAUUAUCUGAAACAUAUGUAUAUAAAUUUGACACAUUACAAAAUAUGCCAAAUCAUAUUUCUG
Harpegnathos saltator (Jerdon's jumping ant) is the source of this 1404-nucleotide messenger RNA. It is a transcript of the gene Taf7, whose product is annotated as TATA-box binding protein associated factor 7. The coding region runs from base 97 to 1311 and encodes 404 amino acids. The transcript is spliced from 7 exons. NCBI's taxonomy places the organism in Eukaryota, Metazoa, Arthropoda, Insecta, Hymenoptera, Formicidae. Gene Ontology annotation, biological process: RNA polymerase II preinitiation complex assembly; transcription initiation at RNA polymerase II promoter. Gene Ontology annotation, cellular component: transcription factor TFIID complex. The record is from RefSeq and is a predicted model, not a curated record. Gene Ontology annotation, molecular function: RNA polymerase II general transcription initiation factor activity.